AUGGCAGCAGCAAAGAUAGAUUACAACAGCAAUAUGCCAAUAUUUCGCCCACUAACGUUUCUAAAGCGAUCCACAACAUAUGUCCUAAGGAAAGCAGAGCUGUCCUACUCUAGGUGUAGAGAAAUUUUCAAGCAAGCUUUAGAAUCUCUAGGAUAUGAUGCAAAGAAUUAUGGCUUACAUAGUUUAAGAGCAGGCGGGAUAACUGCCGUAGUUCAGAACAGUAAUAAUACAGUGCCGGAGAGGCUAUUAAAAUUGCAUGGAAGAUGGAAGACCGAUGCGGCAAAAGACAUGUAUAUACAAGAAACUGUGAGCAAAAGACUACAAGUAACAGAAUAUCUUGGACUGUAAUUGAAAUACAUAUUCUGUGUAUACAGCACUCGGACAGUAACUUAAUAUAGAUAGGCUGAACUUAGCAUUGUAAAGUGUGAUCGCAAUAAACUAACAGGAUCUGUACGUGAACCCAACCAUCACCUGUUGUUCUGUAUUGCUUUAAGAAUUUAACGUGAAAAUAUUUUACGUUCGGUUGGACACACUGAAUUAGAAUUCAAUAAAGAAAUAAUAACAUUUUUAGCACCUACUAAAAGGAUCUACUAAUUCAAGUUCUGAAUCUAAAUGUACAUAAAAUAGAAAUAAAUGAAGUAAGAAAGCUUUAGGCCAUUUGCCGAGGCAUAAUAUCGUUCACUUUCAUUUAGCAUGUCUUAGAACUGAAAUAUUUUUACAUUACUUACUAUUUUCGAAGACACUGAACACGAUUCCGAAGAGUUCCCGCUCCGUAGACCCGCAGUAUUUUUUUAAUUGCCAUUUAUAUUUUCACUUAUUCGACAAACAACAUGCCAUCGCCCGCCAUUUUGAAUUUCGUAUAACAUCGGCUAAGUCCUCUUAUCUCGUCCCCAGCCUUUCCAUUUCAUGACCGUGUUACGAUUUAGAUCGAUGUUUUUUAGUGAAAAUAAAGAUGGCACGAACUGGAUAAACGCAGUGACUGUAGUGACGGCAUUUGUGUAAUUCAUUUUGAGGGAAAAGAAGGGCAAAUUAAAUAUUUAACACAAGAAACACUAGAUAAAAUAGUCGAAAGAAGGGAACAGUGGCUAUGUCUAUCGUCGGAAUAUAAAGAUUUUACGAAGGUAGCAAAAAAGUCGUUUGAGUUUAUCCCAGAAAGUUUGAACGUAAAUGACAUUGGAAAAAACUAUCUCUAUCAUUACGCAUGUUAUCACAAUUUCACUGACAUCAGUAAGUUUGAAAGGGCCAAAAAAACAUGGAGUAAUGCAGGUAGAAAGCAUCAAGGUGACAGCCCCAGCGAGAAGGAGGAAGAAGUCAAACCAACACCAGAAAAAGUACCCCAAACUACAAGACAAUCUUUUGCAACUGCACAUGCUACAUCGGCUUCUGGAUCGUCAAGUGUUUUACCCAAGUCUUGCUUGAUUUGUAAACAACUGCGACCAAUCUUUUUUACAGAUAAGGUAUUUUUUUAUUUUUAUGUUGCAUUAUACUUAUACUUAUGCAUCAUACACAAUGAUAUAGUUAAUCAUCUGAUACACUAAAUAUAUUCUUUAUAGGCGACAAAAAAACCCAUGUAAAACAAGAAUUAUCAGUUGCACAAACGUUAACAGCUGGAAUUUUGGAAAAGGCGGCAACGUUAAAAAAUGAUGAAAGUACACUUUUGCAUAUUCGUGGAAAGGACUGUGUAGCUAUAGAAGCAAGGUAUCACAAAAAUUGUUACCAGAGGUAUACAAAAUGUGUUUCAAAUAAAUCAAGAGAUUCUGGUCCGACCUUGUAUGAUAGAGCCUUUGAAGAAUUCUGCACAUGAAUAAUUGAGCAACGCAUCAUUAAAAACAAGAUUUUAUUUCUUAGCUACCAAUUAAAAACGUUUAUCAGCUGUGUGCAGGAAAUAGAACAUAUCGACGUACCCUACCAGGCUGCCAGACGUAAGACCAGGAUUGGAAUGCGAUAUCCGCAAAUCAUUUUUCAUACCUCAAAAACUAUGAAUAAAGAAACUCUCGUUUAUGCAGAUAAUGUGAUUCGAUAAAGUGGCCGAUGAUUUGAUGGAAAUAUGCAACAAUACACAAGAUGACGAUGACAAAUUCAAUGUAGACGAUCCAUUAAGUGAUAUCACCCAAACUUCAUCGCAGGUUAAUGGCUGUUCUUUACAAGAUUUUUUUCCCGUUGCAAUGGAAAUAAAAAAGCUUUUGCAAGAAAGUAAAGGCAUAUAUGCUGACUGGCCCCCUGAUUCCCAUGACCUAACUUUGCAAUCUGCCAGGAAAUCAAUUCCGGUGAAGUUAUGCAACUUCUUAGCAUGGGCUAUGGGGUUCUCUGAUCAACCACUUCGUGAGGAAAGGGUGCAAAUUAGUGGAAACGAGCAAACUAAACUAGUAUCGAUAGCGCAGGACCUGAUCUAUGCGGAAUCAAAAGGCAGGAAAUUUACCCACAAGUCACUGGCUCUUGGAAUGACCGUUCGCCAAAUCACUGGGUCAGUUCGAUUGCUUCGUAUCUUGCAUGGGUUGGGACACACAGCAUCGGUGGCUACUGUUUACAAGCGCGAUACUGCUUUAGCCAUUGCCAGCAGCAGAGGACAAGAUAUCAUUAUUCCACGUAAUAUUACCCCGGGCAUAUUUGCCACAGUUGUUUGGAUAACAACGACUUCAACGAAGAAACUGUCUCUGAAAAGGGAACUACCCAUGUGGCGAAUGGAAUUAUGUUGCAAAACGGGAACACAACCUUGGGAGAUCAUGUCACUGUGAGUAAGUCGUGCCGUACUGUACAAGCACCAGAAACGUAUAUCGCACCUUACACCAACUGAGAAAAAGGAACCAUAUCUUUAUGAAGCCAGAGUUCUGACAUUUCCAUUGACGACAAAAGCUAUCAAGAUGAGCAGCAAUUUGCCAGGAAUGCUGAUUUCGUGUACACAUUAUCACGUAAGUAUGCAUCUGAGAGUGGGCUCUUAUUUCCAGGAUGGACCGGGCUCAAUACGCAAGUUCACAAAGAAAUUCCAACUGUCACAAACAUUGGUUACUUGCCGGUGAUCGAUGCGCCAGUCACAGAUUUGGCAACAGUUAAUGCCUUACUCAAGCACAGUGUUUCUAUAUGCCAACGCCUUCAACUUCCAGAGAUCGUGCUGGUAUUUGACGAAGCACUCUAUGCCAAAGCGCAGAUGCGAAGGUGGAAGAACGAAGAAUAUAAGAAUCGAUUGGUGAUUAGGCUGGGAGACUUCCACACCAUUAUGUCGUUCUGCAGUGCCAUAGCUAAAAUUUUCAAAGACACAGGACUGGAAGUAGGUUUUUUAAUACCUCAUUUGUCCAUCCGUCCUGUUGUUUAUUAGUUUGUGUGUUUGUGCGUUUGUUUGUAUGUUCGCCUUCUAUGAAAUCAUCUAUUGAGCUAAUCCAAAUAUUUGUUCGUUUAUUUAUUGAAUGACAAAUGCAAAUUGAUCGACGUACAAUUAACAGUGUGCAUUUUUCCAAAUUGAUAUUUUAGGAUAUCAUGAUCGAAUCAGAGAUAGUUGCCCCUGGAUCUGUUAAAGGUGUGUUAUCUGGGAAGCAUUAUAAUCGCUCUGUAAGAGUUCACAAGUUAAUUUAUGAAGCAAUGCAAAGGAUGCGAUUUGAGGCAUUUGAAAAGUCCAUAGCAAGUUCUGCGUCCAACCAGUUUGACUCAGUUGGUAUCAGUGUUCUGGAGGAUUCUGAGAGAGAAUCGUUUACUGAAAUCUGUACGAGUAAGCAGGUCAAUGAUGCAAAAAGGGCUUAUGAUACGUUCGUGGAAAAACGAAGCGAAUCCUAUGUUUGCCCUCUGGUCCAAAUAUAUUGA
This is a messenger RNA of Paramuricea clavata, 3792 nucleotides long. The record is from the annotation of a GenBank genome assembly. Lineage: Eukaryota; Metazoa; Cnidaria; Anthozoa; Malacalcyonacea; Plexauridae.